AGCAUGACGCCUCACGCGAUUCCUCAACUUGUUAUAUAUAUAAGUCUUUGAUGCCAGGUGCGAAGGUAUAUUUCAAGACCGCACCAAGCAAGUACCAUCAAUCCACACAACCAAAACAAUACAAGCAACACACAUCAAUCUUCAAACCGCACCACGAAUAAAAUCACAAUGACACGCCCGGCACCUGGAAUGAGAGGCUACUCGGAUAUUAUGAAUACCAGCGAUAAAGAGUUGCAUGGCAAUGGACAAAAAGUAGACUUUCCCUAUGAAAACAUGGGAGCCCAUACCCUCUGGAAGCAGAACUUCUCGGGAAGGGCUCCAAUAUGGCAUCUAAGGGUGACAGUACUCAAGAAUGGCGAUGCUCGAGGCGAUUGUCCAAAUCGUGUUUUUGCAUUCAAAACCUUAGAAGACGUCACUGGUGCUAUCAAUCAAGUCGAAGCUGCUUUUGGAAACACGUUUGAGUUGAAGAAAUGUGGAAUUGAUUCUCCAGAUGCUAUGGGUGGAAGAGUUAACGAUGGGAGGAGUGAGAAUAUCACGGUUGAGUUCGACUCCAAUGUGACAAGGGAAUCGUGGGCAGAGUUCUUAGCAAGGUUGAAGGGAUUGGAGGAUGAGUGGUCACAUGCAAUUGAGGUUUCGAGUCUUUGAAGGGUGGUGUGAAUGAAAGAUGGUUUAGACAAUAGAACUGUAAAAGGGGCGAUAAUCAGAAGAAAAGUGUUGGGAGGCAGGGUCAAUUUGUAAUCAGGGGAUAGUAGAGUAUAGACAGAAUUUCGAGAAUUUCUAAGAAUCUAGUAAACUGAGAACAAAAUUUAAUCCGAGAUACAUCAUGCAUCAAAGAUUAGUCAAGCCACAACACAAGAAAUCGAGU
Messenger RNA from Botrytis porri, 865 nucleotides. RefSeq lists its product as uncharacterized. Lineage: Eukaryota; Fungi; Ascomycota; Leotiomycetes; Helotiales; Sclerotiniaceae. The transcript has 2 exons. Bases 169 to 645 code for a protein of 158 amino acids. The record is from RefSeq and is a predicted model, not a curated record.